Messenger RNA from Durotheca rogersii, 3719 nucleotides. RefSeq names its product heterokaryon incompatibility protein-domain-containing protein. The transcript is spliced from 5 exons. Bases 524 to 3601 code for a protein of 1025 amino acids. NCBI's taxonomy places the organism in Eukaryota, Fungi, Ascomycota, Sordariomycetes, Xylariales, Xylariaceae. The record is from RefSeq and is a predicted model, not a curated record.
UAUACAGAUCAAUCGAGGUCAGUUUCUCGCCGUUUAAUCAAGCGUCGAUUCCUAUUUACCCCCUUUUCCUUAGCCUUCGGAGAGGCCCUAGGUUUUCGGCACGAAAACGUGGAGAAGCGCAGAGUGCUUCGACCUAUUCUAUAGGUAACCCAACAUACCUACAUGCCGCGAGACUACAUGCUCUUUUUUCCUUUCAUUAAGUACGGCUAUUUCAGAAGGAGCCAAUAUAAUCUUCAAGAAGCGGCGAACUUUGGGGUGAGGUAUAGGGAACAGGUAGCUAGGCUGGUCUGCGUACUCCCUUCCUUACAUUGCAGCCUUACGAGACUUCAUUUAUCUCAUGACCCUCAGGAGCUAAGCGAUUCUGAUCUCGCGGCAGCCUUUCAGCCCAGGAUCCAUCCUUUGGUGACAACAUCUGGAAGUGGAGAGCCAGCACAACGCCUAGGGACGCAACUGGCAGCGAGAUGGCCUAUAACGUCUGUUGAUUCUUUGGAAACAAACGUCAGCCGGUUUCGGAGUGUAGAAAAUGUCUCAGGCAUUGGCUGCUUCCCUUGACCAAAGCCGGUUCCCAUACUCAGCGGUCGACGCGCUGCUGAUCUCCUGGAAGGACUCUGUGCAGGCGCAGAAGAAUCAGUUUAAAACUCAACUGCAGGGGCUCGCUUCAGAGCUUUUAGCCCACAAUUUCCGUGUGACCGAGUAUGAAAUCGAGUCCAAACGACCCCAACAAAGGCUCUCAGAGAGGCUACUAUUGCUCCUGAAGCAUGACAAGCCAGGGACACUCUUAAUCAUCUACUAUGGGGGCCAUGGACUCAACAACAAGGACAAAGACUGUAUUUGGCUGCGUGACGAUCCAGGCCCUUUGACAGAGUCCAUUGCGACAAUUCCGAGUGUCAAUUGGAGCGCACUUCAGUCCUUGUUUCUCAAUGACUGCGACUCUCAUGUGCUUUUCCUCCUUGACUGUUGCUUCGCCGCUUCGUCAGUUCUGUCUACUGAUGCGAAGAGCACCGUGGAGGCAAUUGUUGCCGCUGGAUUUGAAAGCAUGGCUCCCCUUCAAGGAAAAGACAGUUUCACAACGUUUCUCACAGCCGCACUGAGAGAGAGUCGAACUGAGGGACUGCCCGUGUUCGCCGGCCGACUCUGCUCGCGAGUCUCCGCAAGUCUCAACCAAACCAAACGAAUUUCGGAGCGCAAUGGCGGGCGGCGUGUGACACCUUUUCACAUAUCCUUUUCAAAUUUACCUGACCGUAUCGUUAUAGGCGUUCUUCCAGACAGCGGGGACUCGCCCAACGCCAUGGAAUUUGACUCGAGCAAUGCGUUAAUACCGCCAAGUGCAGAGAUGUCGGAUCUUCCAGAGCGUCAUGAAGGGCCUGGACAGGCAAGGCCGGAUCCCAACGCAUCUCAGGCUACCCUAAAACCCUCUGCAAACCCAGCAUUGAACCCCCUAAUAAGAACCAAUGCUCCAUCGACGUCUAUCAUCUCUCGAAAUCUUGCUCGGCUGGCGCAGAGAGUUCCACUACGAAUGAGUCGCCUGUGGAGCAUAAACAGCGAAGAAAUUCCGGGCCCGAUUUUGAAACCCGUCAAGUUGAAGGGGCCAGUGUAUACACGGACUAGAUCGUUUGUGCUACGGAGAGCAGUGAACGAAGAGCUUCCAACCCCAGGGAAGCUAUACGCAGAUACACAACUCAGGUCUGGCGAAGUUAGAGUUUUGGAACUUCUUCCAAGUCAGGACCGGGACUACCCAAUAUAUUGCUCAUUCCAGGUGCAGAGGCUUACCGAUGCGACAUCCGGAUCAUCUAAGCCGGGAUACAAAGCUCUUUCUGGGCGCUGGGACGAUCGUUAUGAACCGAGCAAGCUAUUCUUUUACAGCAUUUCUAAUGAACUACGUCUCCUUACUGCUCCCCUGAGCUUAUGUCAAGCCCUACGUCAAAUCAGGGAUCCCGCCAAACCGGUGUUUCUGUGGGUCGAACUUCUCUGCAUCGACCCGAGAGACGAAGAGGAACAGAACGUGCAAGCUCAAAUGAUACCGGAAAUCUUCCAGGGAGCAGAGGAAGUGGUUAUCUGGCUCGGAGCCGGCGAUGACACCAGUAAAACGGCCAUCGAUUUUAUACCCCGUCUUCUUGACCUAUGUCAAAUUGACACGCUAGUGAAGUACGACAUGGGUGAGACUCCCAGACAGUGGCAGGCCCUAGUUGAUCUUUUGAGGCAACCGUACUUUAGCCGUCGAUGGGCAUUUCUUGAGAUUAUUCUUGCGACGCGGGCGACCCUCUAUUGUGGGGAUCAACACAUAGAGUGGGCUGAAUUUUGUGAUGCGGUGGUGAUGCUGGGCUCCAGGUUUGACGACGUCCAGUCGCUUCUAAAACGAGCUACAGCAGCCAACAAGUUUAACGGUUUGGCUCUCAUGAAGCAAGCAAGGGCAAGCCAAGGCAGUACCAAGCUUGUCGACCUCCGAGCGCUAGCUGCAUAUUCAGUGGUGGAGGUAUCUCGUGAGUUCUUCAGGAGACGGGGUGACGGAUCUACCACGAAAUGCAGUCUAGAAACGCUAGUAUCUCUCUUACCUGCCAUGAAAUCGGGACACCCUGGCGCUGUCAUAUUUGCCCUUGUUCCCGUAGCGAAUGACGGGCAAGCAUGGCUUCAAUCAUGCGCAAAAAUAGACGUAGACGCGCCAGUGGAGGUGUAUCAGCAGUUCGUUUGCCAUUGUGUCAGGAGCUCCAAGUCUAUUGACAUAAUAUGUCGACCAUGGGCUCCACAGAACGACAGACACUCAGAGAGAGAUAACACCAAGCAUCUAAACAAAGAUGUUCCAUCGCCUUUCCUUCGAAGAGCAACGACCACAUAUGGAACCCUGCCCAAGGGCUUACGGUUGCCGUCUUGGAUUCGCCAGGUGCAAGACCUGCCCUUUGGAGAUGGUAGCAAAACUGGGCGUCGAAAUGGAGAUCUCCUUGUGGGGCUCCCCCACAGGCCACUAUACGAUGCCUCGAAAGGAUCCAACGCUGUCCCGGUAUUUGGCCGGCCGUCUCCAACCGGUGACUUGGAAUUAGACGGUUCCGUCACCGUAAGCGGCUUCGUCAUCAACUCUGUUCUGGAAGUUGGGUUCCGUGCUACCGGUGGGAUAAUACAAAAAGAGUGGAUUGACAUGUGUGGCUGGCAAGAGGGCGACUAUUUAGUCCCAGACAGCCUCUGGAGGACACUCGUGGCGGACCGCGGCCCGGGUGGAACUCCAGCACCGUUGUGGUACAACCAGGCAUGCCGAUACUGGCUGGACUCCAGCGACGGAGGAGAUAUUACUAGUGAGAUGAUUCGUGACGGGUCUCACCCGUCGAUGGCAUUGGAGUACAUUCAGAGAGUCAGGUCUGUGAUUUGGAACAGAACGUUGUUUGUGAUUGAAGAUCACGAGGGCAGGCCACUUCUAGGCCUUGGCCCCUCAGAGACAAGGCUCAACGACCAAGUUUGUAUACUGCAUGGCUGCAGUGUCCCAGUUGUUCUACGACGGGGAGAAGACUGCUGGACCCUGGUCGGCGAGUGCUUUGUGUAUAACCUGAUGGACGGGGAAGCAAUGGGCCUCUCUCAGUACGUCGAGAAGACGCAGGAAUUUUUGAUACGAUGAGCCAUGGAGGUCUGCUAGGACGGUCACAGCAGACGAGUACGAAACGUUUGCAAAAUUACUAGAGACUAAUCUAAUUUAUAAAAUAGCUACAUACUCUCGGAUUAAACGGAAUCGCGGC